UACGUCACUUCCCUUCCGUAAUGGACAUCCGCACGUGUUGAACAAGUGUUUACAGUGCUUGUUAUUUCUUGGCUUUGGGUGGCACAUGCCAACAAAAAACACAAUUAUUGUCGCUACAUCUUCUGUGAAACUACCGCGAUGCCAAAAGUGAAGAAGUCCAGAGGCGGAGGUGGAGAGACGAGCGGGGCAGCGGUGGCGCUGGCUGACCAAAUCCUGCAGGCGGACACGGUGCGAGCCCGAGGCCGAGUCAAGAACAGAGACAGCCGGGCAGAAAACGAAGACAAGUACGUAGACGAGCGUCUGUCGCGGAAGAUCUUACAACAGGCCCGAAUUCAACAAGAGGAGCUUCAGACCGAAUAUGGCCUGGCACCAGAGAAGAAGAAAACACCAGUCACUGUUCUCGGUAAUGUUGGAGGGCCUGACACCCAGGAUGCAGACUCAGAUGAGGAGUGGCCAGCGCUGGGACAAGCAGGUGCUGGUGACGGUGACAUUGUGUGUGACACAGAAGUCGUCGUUGACCCUGAUGAUGAAAAGGCCAUGGAGAUGUUCAUGAAUAAAAACCCUCCGAUGAGACGGACUUUAGCUGAUAUCAUCAUGGAGAAGAUUACAGAGAAGCAGACUGAGGUCGGGACAGUGAUGUCAGAAGUGUCAGGGCGCCCGAUGCCUCAGCUCGACCCGAGGAUAAUAGAAGUGUACAGAGGUGUCAAUAAGGUUCUGUCAAGAUAUCGCAGUGGUAAAUUACCAAAGGCUUUUAAAAUAGUCCCAGCACUUGCAAACUGGGAGCAGGUUCUCUAUUUGACAGAGCCUGAGACCUGGACAGCAGCCGCCAUGUACCAAGCAACAAGAAUCUUCUCGUCCAAUCUGAAAGAGCGAAUGGCCCAGAGGUUUUACAACUUGGUGCUGCUGCCCCGAGUACGGGACGAUAUUGCGGAGUACAAGCGACUCAACUUUCAUCUCUACAGUGCUCUGAAGAAGGCCUUGUUCAAACCAGGAGCAUGGUUUAAAGGUAUACUGAUUCCUCUGUGUGAAUCUGGGACAUGUACUCUUAGGGAAGCCAUCAUCAUCGGGAGCAUACUCACAAAGUGCUCCAUCCCUGUGCUCCACUCCAGCGCUGCAAUGCUUAAGUUGGCAGAGAUGGAGUACAACGGCGCCAACAGCAUUUUCCUGCGCCUCUUGCUCGACAAGAAGUACGCCCUGCCUUUCCGUGUACUAGAUGCCUUGGUGGCCCACUUCCUGUCCUUCCGCAAUGAAAAACGUGUGCUUCCUGUGCUGUGGCAUCAGAGUCUACUCACCCUGGCUCAGCGCUACAAGGCUGACCUGGCCUCUGAACAGAAGACGGCACUGCUGGAGCUGCUCAGGAUCCAAACGCACCCUCAGAUCUCUGCAGAGAUUCGCAGAGAACUGCAGAACUCAGAGUGCAGGGAUGUUGAAGUCGGGCUCCCUGUUACAGUUGAAAUGGACUGAGGAAUCACUCUGGUCUGGCGCCUCCUCCCUCUCUGAUGCAAAUGAUUUGUGGAUUCUUCAGAAUGAAGAAAAUAUUGUCUAAUCUAACUUUAUUCUUCCUGACCCACAAAUAGACAGUUUCAAAGAUGGCAGUGUCUCAGGAGAUGUAAUUCUGUUCCCUGCUCGGAUGAGUUUGCACAUUUGAAAAUGCACAUCACUAGUGAUAUAGAUGUUGUAAAUUCAUAUGAGGAACAUCUGAGCUUUUUUUACUGCAGCUACAGUGCAGUGAUUGCUUGGUAAUACACAGACUGGUAUUUUAUUUGGUUUAAAGCAGUUUUGUUGUUUUGGAGCAACAAUUUGGAUUAAAAAGGAAGUAAAUCCUGAAAAAGUUGGUCAGGGAUCAUGUGUUUCUUUCCAUUUUUCCAACUGCAAUACACAAGAUGAAUGGUAAACUCAUGUUAAAAGCGGUGUUUGUCUAUUUGCAGCCUGCCUUGGUAUCUUCAAUUGGGGAAUAAACGUUGAUACUGUUGGUAAACCAAA
Messenger RNA from Epinephelus lanceolatus (giant grouper), 1983 nucleotides. RefSeq names its product bystin-like (gene bysl). Gene Ontology annotation, molecular function: snoRNA binding. Gene Ontology annotation, biological process: rRNA processing. NCBI's taxonomy places the organism in Eukaryota, Metazoa, Chordata, Actinopteri, Perciformes, Serranidae. Gene Ontology annotation, cellular component: cytoplasm; preribosome, small subunit precursor; nucleolus. The record is from RefSeq and is a predicted model, not a curated record.